AUGAAAAAUAGAAACAAUCUCACUUUUCCUCCUGUAAAAAUUACGCAGAAUCGCAUAAAGAAAAUCGUGCAGUCUAAUCAAGAUAUAGGAAAACUAUCAGCGACAACACCUUUUCUUAUAUGUAAAAUCACUGAAGAAGUUAUUCAACAGUUGACUUCAUUGUCAAGCAAACUAGCAGUUCAGCAAGGAGAUUCGAAGAUUACUUUAUGGCAUUUGUAAAAGACAUUCAGAGCUCAAGUUAUUGAAAAUGAUAAGAUGUUCGAAGCAAUUAGAUCAAAAUGCCUCCAAAAUCCAAUGCUUAUGGGAGCUGAGCCUCCAAAAAAACCAAGUGAUAAAAAAAAGAAACCCAAAGGAGAUAUUCAGGAAUUUAUACAAGAAGAUGAAUAA
Molecule: messenger RNA, 387 nt
Organism: Blepharisma stoltei
Lineage: Eukaryota; Ciliophora; Heterotrichea; Heterotrichida; Blepharismidae
Source: the annotation of a GenBank genome assembly